UUUAAUGAAAUCAGAAUACAAUUCUAGUUUUCUCACAUGGUAUCACGAGCCCUAGUCUAACGACUUUUCUCUCUCUAGUCUAACGACCUCUCUCUACAAAUUUUCUUGUGAUUUUCUUACUUGCCAAACACCUUUCUUCGAUCACUUUCUCAUGGCUCCUUUGACCAAUUCUGAUGCGGCUCCUCUUCCGCCGCCCUCUUCUUCCUCUUCCCCCAAUUUUUCUGCUGAUUCACCAUUGCAAACUCUGUGAGCUCGGUGACUGUUCAGAACAUCGCUGGUAUGGUUCCAAUCAAGCUGAAAUCUGGAAAUUAUCUGCUGUGGAAGAAUCUUUUUCUUCCUGUGCUACGCAAAUUCAGACUUCUUGGUCUUAUCAAUGGCGUUGAACCUUCUCCUCCGCGUACCAUCGUUUCUUCUACAGGCGCUGUUGUUGCGAAUCCACAAUUUGAUCUCUAGUAUGAUUGCGAUCAAAGCCUCAUGAUCUGGCUUAUUUCAACUCUCUUUGAAGAUCUUCUCUCACAUAUUGUGGGUAUUGAAUCUGCUCAAGAUUUGUGGAAUCUUCUUGAAAGGCGUUUUUCUGGUGUCUCUCGAGCCAAUAUUCAUCAACUACGUUCUCGUCUUCAAAGCAUUUCUAAAGGCGACCUGUCUAUGGAUUCAUAUCUUCAAUCUAUGAAGGAAAUUGCUGAUGGCUUAGCAGCUGCUGGUCAAUCGUUGUCGGAAUCAGAUCUCGUUGCCUAUGAAUAUGACUCUUUCAUUACUUCAAUCGAGACAAGAAUUGCACCUGUUACACUCGAUGAAUUACAUGCUCUUCUCCUCAGCCGUGAGACUGCAAUUCUCAAACGCAGAACUCGAUCCACCACUGCGGUUGCUACUGAGCCUUUUCAUGCUUACGCUGCUACUUCUGGUUCUUCUCGCUCAAAUUUCAGAGGCGGCCGUGGUCGUGGUCGGUUCCAUUCCAAUUCUGGUUCUCAAUUUCAUUCUCGUGGUCAUCAUUUCACUGGCACCAACAACUCCUCUGGACGAGGCCUUUUACCUACGCCGUCAUCUUCUUUUUCUGGCAACACCUCCAAUGGUACCAACUCCACUGGUUUCUUCUACAAUUCUUCAGGAUUCUCUGCUGAUCGUUCCAUGACUUGUCAAAUUUGUGAGCGCAAGGGUCAUUCUGCUCUAACAUGUCGCCAGAGGUUGAAUCUUUCUUACAAUGCUAAUGUGGUUCCUGCCAUAUUUCAAGCUCCUUCAGCGCACUAUGCUCACUCAGCUUCUCAGCCUACUGAUAAUCUCUGGCUUGCCGACUCUGGUGCUUCGAAUCAUGUUACCUCCAAUAAGAGCAAUCUGAGUCACUCCUCUCCAUACACAGGAUCUGAGACUCUCCGUGUUGGUGAUGGACAAUGCUACACAGAGGAUGCUCUAUCAGGGCCCUUGUGAACAAGGUUUAUAUCCCAUCUACUGCAGCUCAUCAGUUAAAGUUUCACCUCUCUCCUCUGGCACAUCUCCUACCGCUUUCUUAGUCAGUAAGGCUUCUCUUCACACUUGGCACAAGAGGUUAGGACAUCCUCAUUCUGCUGUGCUCAAGACUGUUGUAAAUAGUAAUAAACUUCCCUUAGAGGGUUCUAGCCUUUCUAAGCCCUACUGUACUGAUUGUAUUCUUGGCAAAGCUACCAAGCUUCCUUUUACACCUUCUUCAUCUGUAUCCACUACACCUCUAGAGUUGGUGCACUCUGA
Molecule: messenger RNA, 1719 nt
Organism: Prunus avium (sweet cherry)
Lineage: Eukaryota; Viridiplantae; Streptophyta; Magnoliopsida; Rosales; Rosaceae
Source: RefSeq, a predicted model, not a curated record